Messenger RNA from Peromyscus californicus insignis, 1176 nucleotides. RefSeq names its product NADH:ubiquinone oxidoreductase complex assembly factor 3 (gene Ndufaf3). Bases 492 to 1049 code for a protein of 185 amino acids. Gene Ontology annotation, cellular component: mitochondrial inner membrane. Gene Ontology annotation, biological process: mitochondrial respiratory chain complex I assembly. The transcript is spliced from 5 exons. The record is from RefSeq and is a predicted model, not a curated record. NCBI's taxonomy places the organism in Eukaryota, Metazoa, Chordata, Mammalia, Rodentia, Cricetidae.
UGGGGAGGGCAGCGAUUUGGAGACGAGCUAAGGAAACCUUAGCCGUGGGCCCCGCCCACGGAGCCCGGCUCUCCAAAGCCUGGGAUUAGGGGCCUGGAGGCUGGCACCACACCUUGGCCAGGUGUUCAUAACAGGACCAGGUGCGCGGCUGCCCCGCCCCGGUCCCCGGGAGCCCUGAAUAAUGGCUGAGAACCCGAGGAACAGGCCCCAGCUGCGGCCCAAAACAAUACCCUGAGGGCACCGGUGCUAGCAGGUGUCCCCCCUCCCUAGGGACAGUCGGGGGAGGCCUGCCUGGGGCGGGGUGGGCAACAGGUGCUGACACAAGAACCGCGCCGGGGGACGGAGUCUACUGAGACAGAUGUCAGCGCCCACCGCGCCGGGCCAGUUGCGCGGUGCCCUCCGGGACGCAGGGGGCGCUGUGGGCGCGCGGAGGCAGACAACAUUGCGAUCCCAUCACCCCUCGGACCCUGUUUCUAACGCGCCGAGCAGCCAUGGCCGCCGCUCUUGGCCUUCGCUGCCUGUCGCGAGCGCAUCCUGCGCGGCUCUGUGGGCGCGUGGAUCUGCUGCGGAGGACCCCGCGCCGGGGCCACCGGCUCUCUCCCGCGGAUGAUGAGCUGUACCAGCGGACUCGCAUCUCUCUGCUGCAGAACGAGUUCCCUCAGGCCGUGUACAUUGACAGCUACAAUAGCAGAGGCUUCACGAUCAACGGAAACCGCGUGCUUGGCCCGUGCGCGCUGCUCCCACAGACGGUGGUCCAGUGGAAUGUGGGAUCUCAUCAGGAUAUCACUGAAGAAAGCUUCUCCCUUUUCUGGAUGCUGGAGCCUAGAAUAGAGAUUGUUGUGGUGGGCACUGGAAACAAGACUGAGCGGCUGCACUCCGAAGUACUACAGUCCAUGAGGCAACGGGGCAUCGCUGUGGAGGUGCAGGAUACGCCCAAUGCUUGUGCCACUUUCAACUUCCUGUGUCAUGAAGGUCGAGUGACAGGAGCCGCCCUCAUUCCCCCUCCUGGAGAGACUAUACUCACUUCUUUGGGUCACGCUGCAGAAUGAAACACCAGGAACAGUCAGCACUGGCACCUUGCCAAGUGCAGGGACUCCCUGUCUUCCUAACCCUCUUGGCACUUCCAACACUUGCCAUGCUUACCCAGGAUAAGAACUUAACUUCUAUGUACAAGUA